AUAUAAACAUGGAAAGGAUAAUUUUGCAGUCGGACUGGGAUGAAGUUUUAAAAGAAGAUGAAGAAAAGGUAUGGAUCUCAUACAAGUCCGGAGCCCAACCAUCAGUCCAUGGAAGUCUGUAUAAUCAAGGUAUGUCCAGUGACGGUGUUCCCUACGUGACAGGAAGUGAUGGUUUCUCUGUACAGGAAGUUACCAAGAGAUCAAUCACUGUAUCCUACACAGAUGAUUCCACUAACCUAUCCAGAAAAUUUGUGGCACCAAAUGUUUCUUUCAAAGCCAUCCACAAUGACAGAAAAAGUGUGGUCAGUCUCGAUGUUACAGAGGGAGGACUUGGUGUAUCAGCUGACACAGAGGGAAAGCUGCGAUUAUGGCAGACAGACACAGGAGAAGUCAGGAGGGAUUUUGUUGGUCACUAUGGUGAUGUUUACACCUGCCAAUUUUUCCCCUCGGGUCUCGUGGUGCUCAGUGGAGGAGCAGACAUGCAGUUAAAAAUCUGGUCAGCGGAGACAGGAAAAUGUGCUGCCACCUUUACAGGACACAGGGCAGCUAUAAAUGACACAGCCAUGGUGGACCGGGGCAGAAAUAUUGUGUCUUGUGGUAAGGAUGGGUCAGCCAAGCUGUGGGACGUGGGUCAACAGCAAUGUCUGGGGUCGUACGAGGAGAACGGGGGUGAGGUCAACUGCUGCUGUCUCAGGAACGUAGAGAACUCACUGAGUCUAGAGACGGGGGACCAGCAAACUACUGAUAGAGAGGUUGGUACACAAGGGAAGCUACUCCUACUUGGCUGUGAGAAUUCUACAGUACAAGGUUAUGGACUGCAGACUCGUAAAAAGGUAUUUGAGUUUCCUGCCCACAGUCCAGUCAACUGUUGUGAGUUUCUGUCAGACAUUACAGCAAUCAUUGGGACACAGGAUGGACACAUUUCAGUCUUAGAUCUACGCAACAUCAGGGUUCCUCUGAAAGAAUGGAAAGACAGCCGAUCUGCUGUUUUGUGUUUCUGUCCCUGCAAUGGAGGAUUCUUUACUGGCACGGGUGACGGUUCCUGUUUUUAUACAGACUCUCAGUUUCACGCUAGAGUGGAGCUGACGGGGUCAGAGUGUGACCCCGUGUAUUCAGUCAAGUGUGACGGGACUCACGUGUUCACCGCGUGUAGAGACAGUGUUAUCCGUAGACACAGUUUAGAUUUAUGCUGUGGUCCACCUCACUAGAAUCCGCCACAUGAAAUCCUAAAUCUUUGUGACUUGAAAAAGUCUUCAUUUAUCAUGUUUAUAUGUAUUCAUCUUGUUAUGAAUGUAAAUAUAUCAUGGUUUUUA
Molecule: messenger RNA, 1313 nt
Organism: Saccostrea echinata
Lineage: Eukaryota; Metazoa; Mollusca; Bivalvia; Ostreida; Ostreidae
Product: proteasomal ATPase-associated factor 1-like
Exons: 11
Coding region: 9-1208 (399 amino acids)
Molecular function (GO): protein binding
Source: RefSeq, a predicted model, not a curated record